Gracilinanus agilis (Agile Gracile Mouse Opossum) is the source of this 1155-nucleotide messenger RNA. RefSeq names its product homer scaffold protein 1 (gene HOMER1). The coding region runs from base 1 to 1155 and encodes 384 amino acids. Gene Ontology annotation, cellular component: dendrite; cytoplasm; plasma membrane. Gene Ontology annotation, biological process: regulation of store-operated calcium entry; G protein-coupled glutamate receptor signaling pathway. The transcript is spliced from 9 exons. The record is from RefSeq and is a predicted model, not a curated record. NCBI's taxonomy places the organism in Eukaryota, Metazoa, Chordata, Mammalia, Didelphimorphia, Didelphidae. Gene Ontology annotation, molecular function: G protein-coupled glutamate receptor binding.
AUGAACCUGGAUUGUGCAUCGACCCACGCGGACUCACGCUGUGGAAUGAGAAUUGGCCUCCGCUGCUCCCCAGCGCAGCGUUUUAACUCUCGCAGGGAACAACCCAUCUUCAGCACUCGUGCUCAUGUCUUCCAGAUUGACCCAAACACCAAGAAGAACUGGGUUCCCACCAGCAAGCAUGCAGUUACAGUGUCCUACUUCUACGACAGCACAAGAAAUGUGUAUAGAAUAAUCAGUUUAGAUGGCUCAAAGGCAAUAAUUAAUAGCACCAUCACCCCAAACAUGACAUUUACUAAAACAUCUCAGAAGUUUGGCCAGUGGGCAGACAGCAGGGCAAACACUGUUUAUGGUUUGGGAUUCUCUUCUGAGCACCAUCUUACAAAAUUUGCAGAAAAGUUUCAGGAAUUCAAAGAAGCUGCUCGACUAGCAAAGGAGAAAUCCCAGGAGAAGAUGGAGCUCACAAGUACGCCUUCCCAGGAAUCAGCAGGAGGGGAUCUUCAGUCUCCUUUAACACCAGAAAGUAUUAAUGGGACAGAUGAUGAAAGAACUCAUGAAGUGACACAAAACUCAGAGCCAAGGGCUGAACCAACCCAGAAUGCAUUGCCAUUUUCACAUAGCUCAGCAAUCAGCAAACACUGGGAAGCUGAACUGGCCACACUCAAAGGUAACAAUGCCAAGCUCACAGCGGCACUGUUGGAGUCCACUGCCAAUGUCAAACAAUGGAAACAGCAACUUGCUGCCUAUCAGGAGGAAGCCGAGCGCCUACACAAGCGGGUGACGGAACUGGAGUGUGUGAGCAGCCAAGCAAAUGCAGUCCAUACCCACAAGGCUGAGUUAAAUCAAACCAUCCAGGAACUAGAGGAAACGCUGAAGAAGAAGGAGGAGGAAAUAGAAAAAUUGAAACAAGAGGUUGAUAAUGCCAGAGAGCUACAGGAACAGAGGGACUCAUUGACUCAGAAACUACAGGAAGUAGAAAUUCGAAACAAAGACCUGGAAGGACAACUCUCUGAUCUAGAGCAGCGCCUGGAGAAAAGUCAGAAUGAGCAAGAAGCUUUUCGCAAUAAUUUGAAGACACUUUUAGAAAUUCUUGAUGGGAAAAUAUUCGAACUAACAGAAUUACGAGAUAACCUGGCCAAGCUCCUAGAGUGCAGCUAA